Molecule: messenger RNA, 3382 nt
Organism: Anneissia japonica
Lineage: Eukaryota; Metazoa; Echinodermata; Crinoidea; Comatulida; Comatulidae
Exons: 1
Coding region: 501-2501 (666 amino acids)
Source: RefSeq, a predicted model, not a curated record
AAAUUCUUGUAAUAAACAAGACUUGUGUCUCAUAGCAAGUUACUCAACAGGAAGCUGCAAGCUCUGCUUCUCUAGGGACUAGAAAUGAAAUCUCUCCCCUGGAAAUUAAAAUCAUGCAUUCUCUAAUACUGGGCCUUCAGUUCUGCUCACUCGUAUGAGAACUGAUGACAUCAUUGCUGUUUUCUUAUGAUCGGCUGCGUCAUUUGGAUCACCGUCACUUGAUAGUCUGCAACAGCUCUCAGAACACGCAUUCAUUUUUCUUUAUCGCUAGUAAUAUAUUAAUGCAGCCCACACUGCUUCAGGACACUGGAUGCGGCCAGCCAAUGGAGCUAUGAAACUGAAAGGGGCAUUUCAUUUGUUUCACUAUUAACGUUUCCCCUACUUGGCUUAUUGUCAAGCUGAAUGUCACAGCGAGUACAUAAAGCCAAAAUUUGUAAGUUCAACUGAAACUGUCAGUUUAAAUUUUAGAAUGAUCAUAUGUUUUUGAUCAUCUUGACCAGAUGGCAUUCACUCCUGAGGAAUUUCAGAGCAUUGAGGGGUACUUUGGAAGUACCCAGCCUCGAAUUGGCACACGGAAUCGGCUAGCGAAAAAAUGUAUUCGGCAUUCAAUAGAUAGUAUUUACAGCCUCAGUACUUACGACACUGAAUAUGAAACACUGUCUCACCUGUUAGAUACAUCUAGUAGAAGAACUGGCCACAUUUUCAGCGAUAAAUUCACGGUAGUUGAUUCAGUGCUUAAAUUAUCACUAAUGCGCCGACUGCGCUCUUUGGUAAAAUUCUCAAAUGCAAGUUUCACAUCAAGUAAGUUUACAAAUGAUAGCGGCAUUGAAACUGUGUGUUCACACUGUAUUUCACCUGAAUACAGCGAAGCGGCAGAUUCAGAUGUUGAUACAUCUAACAACUUGGGUGACUGCUUCACACACCAAUUUAACAGCUAUGAUUUAUGCGAGGAGCUGAAACAGCAUGAUUACGAAUCCGCUGAGUGCCCGGUUGAAAACGUGUACCAAGAUCCAGAUGUUGUCUUGGCAACAAAAAAGGAGUCAAACAUUUAUCAGGAUCCAAACAGCUUUUACUUUGAUACAGAAAGUAGUUGUGAAUUCAGUCGAUCUGAAGAUUCUACAAUGGGGUAUUAUCAAAACGGUAACAGCAUUCAUAAGUCCACGUUAUUUAAUGAAUCUGGGGAGACUAUUGCUUCAAUUUCAAGCACGGCAUCCACAAACAAUGGUCUGUUGGACUCAAUAAUCCACGAGUAUAUGAUGUGCACUUUACACAAGAACCAGGCUUUAACAUUAUUCUGCAGCAGUCACAAUUGCCGCGUAGCUGCAUGUGGUAUUUGCGCAGUGGAGUAUCACAAAGGCUCUCACCAUAAACUAGUCGCUAUCUCACAGAUUCCGAAGGUUGAGAAUGAAGAAGAUAUUAAAUACCUUGCGCAUAAGAUUAAAGAUCGAAGGAACUUUAUUCAACAGAGUCUACGCAAGAUUGACAACAAAGGCAAACAACUAAACACUAACUUGACGCUCAUUCAGAAAGAGGUAAUGAAAACAUUUCAAAAUUGUCGUGACGUUCUCGAUCAACGAGAACAAGAAGUCUUAACAGAGGUCAGUAUGUCGUAUAGGGAUUUACGAAGCAAAAUACUUGAUAAGCGUAACGAGAUAAAGAAAAGUUUGGUAAUGCUUGACGAUAGAUUACCACAAAAAUCACGGACAUUAGGGAAAACUGCCACAGGACAUGUAAAAAGUCAACGCAUGCGUAACACACUCACUGAGCUUGAUAUGCUAGAAGAAAAGGAAAAGCAUGAAAAAAUUGGAAUACUGGGAUACAUCCGUAACAUAAAUGUCUUUACAAAUGCCUUACAGAAAUUAGGUGACGUUAUUGUACUAAAUCGGAAACCUACAAUGUUCAUCCUUGAUAAAGGUGCGGCAUUACAAGGAUGGCGAUAUAAGUUAAAGAUCGAGAUGGUCAAUACCAAUGGGCAUGAUGUCAGCGAACUAUUAACCCUAACUCUAACUGGCCCAACUGGGCAAUCUCUACCCACUGAACUUACAAACAAUAAAGAUGGAACACACACCAUCUCAUUUACACCACAAACAUUAGGCACGUACAAACUAAAUCCCACCGUAUUUGGUCAUUCACUGCUUGAAAAACCCAUUAAUAUUCCGGUUUGGGUUCCCACACUCAUUCCAGAGCAUCACGGUAACACCCGGCCCUACCGGGUCAAAGUGGUUGCAAUGGACGGAGAUGGAUGUGCACAGAUGCUUCCUCCUAAUUUACCAUUUGUUGCACGGUUUAUUCGCAAUAAAAAUGAAGAGAUUUACUGUAACACAUCAUACUCUGAAGGAAAAUACUGCGUCACGUACAACCUGCGCAAGCCGGGCGAUUAUAGCAUGAAUAUUUUACUGCAUGAUCAACACAUUCUAUACAGUCCAAUGCAUUUGACAUACCAAACACGACCACUAAACAAAGCCACCAUUCACAGUGGCGGGAAGUUGAAGAAAAAAUAAUUCUAAAAGAGGCAGUCGCAUAAUGUAUGAAGUCCUAAAAUACUAUAUUUCAAAUAUAAAUAUUAUUUCAAAGUAUACUGUAGUUGUUGUACAGUAAUAAACACCAUAGAUUUUUGUUGGAAUUACAAGAUGCGAUAUUUGUAAUAAGUAGUAAGUUUAACUGAUAAAAAUCAAGGAUGUCAAAUCGUCCCUUUAUGGGGAAGUGACGAACAUAAUACGAAAUUGCUAAAAGUUAUGUAAAAUAUUUAUACAUUUAUAUUGUUUAUAAUGGAUCCUGAAUGUAUUACCUUUGUUCAACUAAUAAUCUUGCCAAGAAUAUAUUUCUAUGUGACUAAACUGCUUACUUACAUUACUGUAAAAUCAGUGAAUACUGAAUCAUCUUUAUUUGCUAAUGAUUUAUAACGUAAUGAUCAAUUUAAAUAACACUAUUUAUUAUGUAAUAUAGAAAGUGAUCAAAGAGUUCAUCUAUCGUCCAUGGAAACCCAAUAAAUACUGCCGUUCUUGUGGCACUUACAGUAGAAAGAGUGUAACAAACAAAAAAAUGUCUUGACAAAUAUCAAAUAUGAAGAUCACCAGAUUUAUAUACUAAAUUAAUAGUUUCACUUUAAUGAAAAUAAUUGCUCUCUUGCAAAGCAAUUUUAAUUGGUUAAAUUAUGCUAAUAGGAUAAUUAUUAGUGUGCCGUAGUUUCAUCUUCAACAUAAAUGUUACAUUCAGUCACAUUGAGAGGCAUGUAGAGCUAAGUGGAAAAUUAGGCCGACUGAUGCAAAAUGAAACAAAUAUCAAAAAAGGUUGGAUACAAAAUAUUCCCUUUAAAUAGGAUGAAUUGAUAUGUAUAUGGAUGACUACAUAAUAUAUUAAAAUAAAAACAUUAUUGAAUUGA